UAUAAACAUUGGGUACCUCUCGGUGUACAGUACAGCUGACCCGACUAUCCCCGGACUUGAUUAAAAACCCGUUGCACUGCUCCACCGUGACGCUAUCUCUGUACCUCUAUCUCUGACAGGACUGGCAUGCCGCAGACGCAUGCGAUAUACGCCCACACUGGCGAGGACGUCCUCUCGUCCGUCUUCCAGCAACUUGAUGUCGACGAUGACCGUCUCUUUAAUAUCACGAUGACUUUCUUGCAUGAAAUGUGGGACGGUCUGAAUAACUACGGACAUGAUAUGGCGAUGAUCCCAACAUUCGUGAGGAGCAUCCCGGACGGUUCAGAGAAGGGCACUUUCCUCGCCCUCGAUCUAGGCGGCACUAAUCUUCGUGUUUGCGAGGUUAACCUCCACGGCGACAAGACAUUCUCUCUUCGCCAACAGAAAUACAAGGUCUCUGACGCGCUUAAAACUGGCGAGGCGACUACCCUCUUCGACUAUCUCGCAGACUCCGUCGAUGCGUUCCUCACAGACUCUGGCUCACCAAACUGCGCUCUUCCUCCAUCCCUCGCCCGCAGGAAUCUUGCUGAAGUGUCCGACGAGGAGGACGUGCCAUACAUUCCUCUUGGUCUGACUUUUUCUUUCCCUGUGGAACAGACAGCACUUGAUUCGGGCAAACUCCUCACAUGGACCAAAGGCUUCGCCGCCAAAAAUGCUAUCGGGAAUGACGUCGUCAAACUCCUUCAAGAUGCCUUCGAUCGCAAAAAUAUGCACGUCCGGUGUGUCGCGCUGGUGAACGACACUGUCGGUGCCCUGCUUUCUCGGGCUUAUACUUCGGGCGGUUGCAUCCUUGGUGCUAUUUUUGGUACCGGGACAAACGGGGCAUAUGUCGAAGACAUGGCCAGCAUUUCGAAGCUUGGGAGAAGUACAGCCGUUAAGGAAGGGAACUUGAUGGUCGUGAACACAGAGUGGGGAGGGUUCAACAAUUCGCGGUCGGCAUUGCCAAGUACGCCUUACGACAACAAGGUUGACCGCGAAUCCAUCAACCCCGGAAAACAAGCCUUCGAGAAGUUUAUCUCCGGAAUGUACCUCGGCGAAAUCACUCGCAACGUCAUCGUGAGCCUGAUCGACGCAGCUCCGAAACCGCUUCUCUUCUCUGGGCAUUCAUCCAAACAGCUCAACAAGCAAUGGGGUGUAGAUACAGCUGUGCUGAGCGAAGUCGAGGAAGCAUGGGAGGGAAUUGGGCGAUUUGUGCCCGAAGACACGGGAUCAACGGCAGAAGCCACGAACGCAGGAGAGGGGACAGAGACAAGUAAUGGCACAAAUUCGACAAGGCAACCGUCCGUGCAACAGAAACUAGAACGCAUACGAGAUGUGAUCGUUAAGAGGAUGGAACUGCCUCCUGACUCAGUUUCGUUGGAUGAUGCAGACGUCGUACGAAAGAUAUGUACCCACAUUGCCUGGCGGGCGGCGCGGUUGAGCUCGUGUGCGGUUGCUGCUGUCUUGUUUCAAACGGGGCGGGCACGCCUCACAAGAGGCGGGGAGGAAACGAAGAAUACGGCACCAUUAGUCGACGAAGGAAAGAGGAUUGGGGUGGGUGUCGACGGAAGUUUGGUCGAACAUUACCCCUGCUUCGAGAAGAAACUGAGGGCGUCAUUGCGCGUUCUCGUCGGGGAGGACGUGGAGCGCCGUGUCGAUAUCGGCUUGGCGAAAGACGGCAGUGGUGUUGGAGCUGCGCUUUGUGCCCUCGUGGCAUACCGGCAGAACAUGGUUAAACAGUGUCAUACCGUGUACGAACAUGAGGUUGCCAACGGGGUGUCCGAGUCGCGUGGGGCGGAGCACUUCGCCUGCCCCGACUCGUUGGCGCGGACAUAAACUAGGAUUCUCGAUACAUGGACUUCGGCUCUUCAUCCUUAUCUCAUCUUCGUCGAGUUUUGCAUGCGCCGCCGUUAUCAGGUUCGUUGGGGGAGUAUCUAUAUGCCAAUGGUGUGUCACACGAGCAACAUUUCUGUUCAAUGCGGCGCAUGAUUUAGAUCAGUAGAACACAACGAACUUUCCACACUGGCGUGUGUCCUAGUUCCCGAUCCUUUCCCUAUCUACUUAUCAUCUCACUUUCUGGCAUGUUCCACUGCUACACGUAUGUGUACGUUCGUGUAUGUAUUACAUAUAUGAUGAACCACGAGAUCGUUGUACGCCAUACAAACGUGGUGUCCACACCGUGUGUCCAUUCUUAUUACAUAUAUCCCCUUUUGCC
Messenger RNA from Pisolithus orientalis, 2233 nucleotides. Its product is annotated as hexokinase. The record is from RefSeq and is a predicted model, not a curated record. Bases 127 to 1854 code for a protein of 575 amino acids. Gene Ontology annotation, molecular function: mannokinase activity; ATP binding; D-glucose binding. Lineage: Eukaryota; Fungi; Basidiomycota; Agaricomycetes; Boletales; Pisolithaceae. Gene Ontology annotation, biological process: glycolytic process; glucose 6-phosphate metabolic process; intracellular glucose homeostasis. The transcript has 10 exons. Gene Ontology annotation, cellular component: mitochondrion; cytosol.